Molecule: messenger RNA, 828 nt
Organism: Nicotiana tabacum (common tobacco)
Lineage: Eukaryota; Viridiplantae; Streptophyta; Magnoliopsida; Solanales; Solanaceae
Source: RefSeq, a predicted model, not a curated record
AUGGAUGAUUCUCAGCAACAACUACACCAGACCACUACGCCUACAAAACCCCCAGAUAUUGGAUCUAUGCAAAUAGAUGAUACAAAUAUGCUUACACAACCUCCAACUUUCUUACAAACUCUACUAACUGAUAAAUAUCUUAUGCCAGCCCCAACCACGCAAAUACCCUCCUUAACCACUAUAGAUCUAACAGAUGAAGUUCUUCACAACCCUACUUACGAUGAUACUUUUAUACCAAUUACAUCGACUGAUAAAACACGAUUAUACGAACCAUGGAAAUACUCUAUCAUCGUUAAGAUCUUUGGCAAAAGGAUUACGCAUCAAAUCAUGCAUGAUAAGUUGAUGUCCUUAUGGAAACCUACAGAGGCUCUCCCCCUCAUUGAUUUGGGUUCUGAUUUCUUUCUCAUUAAAUUCCAAAGAGAAGAAAAUAUGCAUAAGGCCUUGCACGGAGGACCAUGGUUGCCUGAAUUGCCUACAGAGUUUUAUGACUUGGAAAUACUCGGCAGGAUUGGUUCUAAACUAGGGCAACUGCUGAAAAUAGAUAUAUGUACAUCAUCAACUACACGAGGACGAUAUGCUCGUAUCUGUAUUGAAGUGCCUUUGGAGAAGCCAUUAAAAACUCAUCUAUAUAUAGGAAACCAUAGGCAAUCCCUUCUAUAUGAAGGAUUAAAUCUUUUAUGUACCAACUGUGGGAGAUUUGGACACCCUGCCAAUAAUUGCCCUGAAAGUAUUAGUGUCCCAAAAGAUCAAAAUGAGGAAAACAAACAGCUACAAUCUACUACCUCUACUAAUAACAUAUCUUUGAAGAACAAUGAAUGGAAACGGUAA